AAGAAAUCCCAACACUCCAACCCGACCCAGCAAGCCAAAGGCCGAAGCGACCUCAUCGUCGUUUUUUCUUUCUCCUCUGCUCAAUCCAAACGCAACAAUGGCGACUGAGACCCGCUUUUAAGAAAACUCAAAAUGCCCUCCGAAUAAUGCCAAAAUCCUCCGCGAAACAGCCAUGGGGAACAAGAUUGCGCGCACCACCCAAGUGUCUGCCUCCGAGUACUACCUCCACGACCUCCCGUCGUCCUACAACCUCGUCCUCAAGGAGGUCCUCGGCCGCGGCCGCUUCUUCAAGUCCAUCCUCUGCAAGCACGACGAGGGCUUGGUCCUCGUCAAGGUCUACUUCAAGCGCGGCGACUACGUCGACCUCCGCGAGUACGAGCGCCGCCUCUUCCACAUCAAGGAGAUCUUCCGCGCCCUCGAGUUCCCCCACGUCUGGCCUUUCCAGUUUUGGCAAGAGACCGAUAAAGCGGCAUAUCUUCUCAGGCAAUACUUCUUCAAUAAUCUCCAUGAUCGAUUGAGCACUCGACCUUUUCUCAGUCUAAUCGAGAAGAAAUGGUUGGCUUUUCAGUUACUUCUUGCUGUGAAACAAUGCCACGAAAAAGGGAUUUGCCAUGGUGAUAUUAAGUGCGAGAAUGUGCUUGUCACUUCUUGGAAUUGGCUUUACCUUGCGGACUUUGCAUCAUUCAAACCCACCUAUAUUCCAUAUGAUGACCCUUCUGACUUCUCAUUUUUCUUUGACACCGGAGGAAGAAGGCUUUGUUACCUUGCUCCUGAGAGAUUUUAUGAGCAUGGAGGUGAGAUGCAGGUUGCACAGGAUGCACGUUUAAGGCCAUCUAUGGACAUAUUUGCUGUGGGGUGUGUAAUUGCGGAGCUUUUUCUUGAGGGUCAGCCACUGUUUGAACUCUCUCAACUGCUUGCUUAUCGCAGAGGACAAUAUGAUCCUAGCCAACUUCUUGAAAAGAUCCCUGAUUCUGGAAUCCGCAAAAUGAUACUCCAUAUGAUUCAGUUGGAACCAGAAUCGCGACUUUCCGCUGAUAGCUACCUUCAGGAAUAUAUGACCAUCGUGUUCCCAGGCUACUUCUGUCCCUUUUUGCAUAACUUCUACUGCUUCUGGAAUCCUCUUAAUUCUGAUAUGAGGGUCGUACUGUGCCAAAGUUUUUUCCAUGAGAUUCUCAAGCAAAUGAUGAGUAGUAGGUCAACUGAUGAGAAUGGUACAAAUCUGGGUGUGACUCCAAAUGGCACUAUGAGUGGAAAAUUAUCUCAAGAGAUGAAUGCCAAGCAGAGUGCAAAUUUGGAAAACAAAUUGUCCUUAAAAAGGGAAGAAAUAGAUAAAGGCUUAAAUUGUCAACAGUUUGAACUUCUUGGUGAUUUCAAUUCGCUACUGAGGGAUGCAAAACAAAGUAAUCACUAUUCUGCUACUAAGCCAAUUUUGGAAAAUGUUCCCAGUUCUGAAUUGUCUCAAAACCUUAGGAACUUUGGCACACAAUCUCCUGGUGAGCUACUUCAAACCAUCUCCACUGCAUUUAGGAGAAAUCAGCAUCCCUUUGUGAAAAAGAUUGCAUUGGAGGAUUUGAAAUUGUUGAUGUCCAAGUACGAAAGCGAAUCGGAUACCUAUGACGUGCCUGUUUCACCACUUCCUGAAGAUGGCAUGACUUGUGAGGGCAUGGUUCUAAUUACCUCUCUUCUCUGUUCUUGCAUACGCAAUGUGAAGUUGCCUCACUUAAGGAGGAGGGCUAUACUCUUUCUGAAGUUUUCUGCGUUAUACAUUGAUGAUGAAAAUCGCUUGCAACGAGUGCUUCCUUAUGUUAUUGCAAUGCUUUCUGACCCUGCUGCAAUUGUACGUUGUGCUGCCUUGGAGACUUUGUGUGAUAUUCUGCCUUUAGUCCGAGAUUUUCCACCCAGUGAUGCAAAAAUAUUUCCCGAGUAUAUCUUGCCCAUGCUCUCCAUGCUUCCUGAUGAUCCAGAGGAAAGUGUGAGAAUAUGUUAUGCCAGUAAUAUCUCUCAGCUGGCACUAACAGCCUAUGGUUUCUUAAUUCACUCAAUAAGCUUGAGUGAGGCAGGGGUUCUUGAUGAAUUGAGUACAGCACAAAAGCCAUUACCAUCGUCUGGGGAGACAUCUGGUCGACAACAAAGGGUAAAUAGUGAUGCACAACUUGCUCAAUUGAGGAAGACUAUGGCUGACGUUGUUCAAGAACUUGUUAUGGGUCCAAAGCAGACUCCAAAUAUCAGGAGAGCACUCCUUCAGGACAUUAGCAACCUGUGCUGCUUCUUUGGCCAGAGACAGAGUAAUGAGUAUCUCUUGCCUAUGCUCCCUGCUUUUUUAAAUGAUCGGGAUGAACAACUAAGAACAGUAUUCUAUGGGCAAAUCGUCUAUGUAUGCAUCUUUGUGGGUCAAAGAAGCGUGGAGGAGUAUCUUUUACCUUAUAUUGAGCAAGCUUUAAGUGAUGUUACAGAGGCUGUCGUUGUCAAUGGAUUGGAUUGUUUGGCCAUUCUGUGCAAAAUUGGUUUUCUACGAAAGAGGGUACUGCUUGAAAUGAUAGAGCAGACCUUUCCAUUGUUAUGUUAUCCUAGUCAAUGGGUGACAAGGUCAGCUGUCACUUUCAUUGCUGCUAGUAGCGAGAACUUAGGGGCAGUUGAUUCCUAUGUUUACCUUGCCCGUGUUAUUGGGCCCUUCCUUCGGAGACAACCAGCAUCCCUAGCUUCUGAAGAAGCUCUGCUUUUAUGUUUAAAACCCCCAGUCUCAAGACAGGUAUUGUCUCAAGUCUUAGAAAAUGCAAGGAGUUCAGACAUGCUGGAGAGACAAAGAAAGAUAUGGUACAAUUCAUCACCACAGUCCAAACAAUGGGAAACUGUGGAUUCACUUCAGAAGGAGGUUGCUAAUUCAAAUCCAGUGAAGAGUCGGCUUGACAAGCAACCAAACCAUGAGAGCCAAAAACCUGCUUUCAGUUCGUUGCAACAGGCGGAGCUAAGUGAGUGUAAUGAUGGUGAGGCUAAGAUGAGAAGUAUGGGAAGCCUAAUACACAACGCUCCUAGCACAGUUGAAAUUUAUGAUCCCUUGAGCUCCGAAAGGUUGCAAUUCUCAGGCUUUAUGAUGCCACAAGGAAGUGCUGCAAAUAGUUUCAUGUGUGAUAAACCAUCUGAAGGCAUACCCUUGUACUCCUUUAGCAUGGACAGGCGAGCGGUGGGAAUCCCUUCUGCAUCUGAUUCUCCAUUACAAGUAAAUUCUGGUGGAUUUGGUACAUCAUCGUCCUUGCCUUGGAUGGAUCCUGCAAAUAAAUCAUUUAGCUUGACUAGUUCAGUACCAACACCUAAGCUUGUUUCAGGCUCAUUUAACAUGAAUAAUGGAUCUAAACAGUUCUAUAGAGUUGUACAUGAACCAGAUGGCCGGGAAACUGAUCAAACAUCUUAUGUCACUAGCAAGUUUCAAGACAUGGGAUUAUCUAGUCCUGCAAAAGGAAAUUCUGUCCCUUUGGAAGUUGCCUCCACUCAGACUGAACUAACAGGAUUGCCAUCUUACCUACGAACAUCAUCAAUUCCAGAUUCAGGUUGGAGGCCCCGUGGAAUUUUGGUUGCACACCUUCAAGAGCACCGUUCUGCUGUCAAUGACAUAGCUAAUUCAACAGAUCAAAGCUUCUUUGUGAGUGCAUCUGAUGAUUGUAUGGUCAAGGUGUGGGAUUCAAGAAAGUUGGAAAAGGACAUUUCAUUUAGGUCACGGCUAACUUAUCACCUAGAGGGAAGCCGGGCACUCUGCGCCACAAUGCUCCGGGGUUCUGCUCAAGUUGUAGUUGGAGCAUGUGAUGGUAUGAUACAUAUAUUUUCUGUUGAUUACAUCUCCAGAGGUCUUGGAAAUGUUGUUGAGAAGUAUUCAGGUAUCGCUGAUAUAAAAAAGAAGGAUAUCAAGGAAGGGGCCAUACUUAGCCUUCUGAACUACUCCCCAGAUAACACAACCAACCAGAUGGUUAUGUACAGCAGCCUGAAUGGUGGGAUCCAUCUGUGGGAUACAAGAGCAAGUUCCAAUGCUUGGACGUUAAAGGCAGUUCCUGAAAAUGGUUAUGUGUCUUCGCUGGUGACAAGUCCUUGUGGAAAUUGGUUUGUGUCAGGAUCUUCAAGGGGUGCACUUACUCUUUGGGAUCUGAGAUUUCUCAUACCUGUGAACUCGUGGCAGUAUCCUCUAGUUUGCCCUGUAGAGAAGAUGUGCCUUUUCAUUCCUCCACCAAGUGCGUCUAUAUCUGUCGCUGCAAGGCCCCUUGUUUAUGUUGCUGCAGGUUGCAACGAAGUUUCUCUCUGGAAUGCAGAAGAUGGAAUCUGCCAUCAGGUCUUAAAGGUGGCACACUAUGACGGUGAUGCUGAAGUGUCAGACCUUCUCUGGGCCUUAAACAAACCAUUGAGCAGAAAUUCUAAACCAGAUGUGAGACGCAACAUCAAUCCCAAGUACAGAGUAAACGAACUGCAGGAACCUCCACCACGUCUUCCUGGUAUACGUUCGUUGCUUCCUUUACCUGGGGGUGAUUUGUUAACUGGGGGCACUGAUUUGAAGAUUCGUCGUUGGGAUCAUUACAGCCCUGAUCGAAGUUACUCUAUCUGUGGACCAAAUGGAAACGAUGUUGUAAAUGAUGAAUCCUAUCAAACAAGUUCCAGUUUUGGAGCAAAAAUUGUGCAGGAGAAGAAGAGGCGAUCUCCUCCAACAGGCAAGAAUACAGCGAAGACAGCUCUUGCAGCUGCUUCCACUGAUCCUGCCGGUUGUCAUCGCGAUUCCAUCCUUUCGUUGGCAUCUGUCAAAUUGAAUCAGCGACUCUUAAUCUCAAGCAGUCGAGAUGGGGCUAUCAAGGUUUGGAGGUGAAUGACCAGAAGAUAGCACAUUGGCCUGAUGUACAUAUGCAGCUAUACAGUGCAAAUUGAAAACUGUACAUAUAUCUGUAAUCUAAAGCUUGACAAGGUUCGGUUCUGAUUUUGAUCACAAUGCUAGCUUCUAACCCUGGGCAUAUUUAUGACGUCACAGCCCUGUUUGGUUUGUACAGAUUGUAACUCCCAAGAAAUAGUUAAAAACUUGAAACAAAUCAUAUAUAUAUAUAUAUAUAUAGUACUAGAUUUUGCCUCACCGGACGAAUACUAUCCUACUUGGUUGUUGUAUUAUUGAACCAGAUAGAAUGCAAUUUCAACUAGAGUGGUGUUUAAUUGAACAGGAGAUACAUUUAGUAAAUAAAA
Messenger RNA from Morus notabilis, 5205 nucleotides. Its product is annotated as serine/threonine-protein kinase VPS15. The record is from RefSeq and is a predicted model, not a curated record. Gene Ontology annotation, molecular function: ATP binding; protein serine/threonine kinase activity; protein binding. NCBI's taxonomy places the organism in Eukaryota, Viridiplantae, Streptophyta, Magnoliopsida, Rosales, Moraceae. Bases 173 to 4840 code for a protein of 1555 amino acids. Gene Ontology annotation, cellular component: late endosome; phosphatidylinositol 3-kinase complex, class III, type I; phosphatidylinositol 3-kinase complex, class III, type II. The transcript is spliced from 10 exons. Gene Ontology annotation, biological process: late endosome to vacuole transport; protein phosphorylation; protein targeting to vacuole.